Harmonia axyridis is the source of this 2328-nucleotide messenger RNA. Its product is annotated as protein diaphanous-like. Bases 1 to 681 code for a protein of 226 amino acids. The record is from RefSeq and is a predicted model, not a curated record. The transcript has 6 exons. Gene Ontology annotation, molecular function: microtubule binding; actin binding. Gene Ontology annotation, cellular component: actin filament; cytoplasm. Gene Ontology annotation, biological process: actin filament polymerization. NCBI's taxonomy places the organism in Eukaryota, Metazoa, Arthropoda, Insecta, Coleoptera, Coccinellidae.
AUGACUUGUCCACAAAAAGCCAGCUCAAAGAUCUUAGAAAAGGAUGAGAAAUCUAAUCAGGAUGAUAGUGCCAGAGUUAAAGAGCUCCAAAGACAACUGGAAGAGGCUCUACAAGCUAAAGCGGAAAUAGAGGCUGAACUUAACACAUUAAAAUCAGCAAGUAGCGAAAAAGUGUUGGAGAAAGAAAAUGAGAGACCAUUGGAGGACGCGAAUGACAACUCAGUACCUCCUGCACCUCCAAUGCAGGAAUCAUCAAGCAUACCUUCACCACCUCCGCUUCCCAUACUAGUACCUCCCCCUAUGGAUGGCAUUCCACCUUUGGCUCCAGGAAUGGCUUCAGCAGUGCCCUUACCACCAAGCUGGCCAAAUGAGAGUCAAAACAUUCCGCAUGGUCUUAAGCCAAAGAAAAAGUGGAAUACACCAGUACCGCUGAAAAAAGCGAAUUGGAUAACAAUCCCUCCUCAAAAAAUGACCGAGAAGUCGUUUUGGAUCAAUGUGGAAGAGGAGAAGUUUGCCAAUGACGAAAUAUUGAGAGAGUUGGAUGAAAAGUUUUCCCCGGUUACUAAGCUGAAACCAGAAAAUGAAGAGAAAAAUAUUUACCCAGUGCAGAACAAAUGGAAAAGCUCAAAGAAUUCAAAGACUCUUAUGAAGAAUAAACAGAGGCGGAACAAUUCUGUUUGAAAAUAUCAGAGAUAGAAAGGCCACUGCCCAGGUUGAAAUCUUUGCAAUUUAUUCACUUCUACCAUGAGAUCAAAAGUGACAUGAAACCUAGUAUUCAAGCAGUUAUAGAUGCUUCUAACGAGGUUAAAAAUAGCACGAAAUUAGCAGAAAUUCUAGAACUGAUACUGCUAUUAGGAAACUACAUGAAUAGUGGUAGCCGGAAUGUACGAGCGUUUGGUUUCGAAAUUAAUUUUCUAAUCAAUCAUUUUCGCUAAUCAAAACGAUCGAUCACUCUCAUCAACAUCUGAUAAACUACUAUGAAGAAAUGCCACAUAUUGAUGAAGCAUGUCGAGUCUCAUUGAAUACCAUAAAUAAAUCUCUGAAACAGUUAAACGGUAGCAUUGGAAAUGUUGGAAAAAGACAAGCAAACACUUAAGAGACAGGUGAAGCUCCUUUUGCUAGGGGCUGGAGAGAGUGCAAAAUCCACAUUUCUCAAACAAAUGAGGAUUAUUCAUGGAUGAAGUUCGACCAUGAAUAUCUCAAGGAGUUCCAACAGGUCAUAUACGAAAAUGUUGUCCGAGGGAUGCAAAGUUUAGUGGAUGCCAGGGCUAAAUUAGACAUUCCUUGGGGUGACCCUACGAACUCUAGUGCUGGAAAAGAGUUACUUCUUUUCAACAAAGUAUUGCAUUUAGAUGCAAAACUUUUUCUAAGUUACACUCCGUCCAUAGCAAAAUUGUGGUCUAACAGUGGUAUACGAAGAGCUUUUGAUCGAAGAAGAGAGUUCCAAAUUAGUGAUUCUGUGGAAUAUUUCUUGAAUACCAUAAAUAAAUCUCUGAAACAGUUAAACGGUAGCAUUGGAAAUGUUGGAAAAGGACAAGCAAACACUUAAGAGACAGGUGAAGCUCCUUUUGCUAGGAGCUGGAGAGAGUGGAAAAUCCACAUUUCUCAAACAAAUGAGGAUUAUUCAUGGGAUGAAGUUCGACCAUGAAUAUCUCAAGGAGUUCCAACAGGUCAUAUACGAAAAUGUUGUCCGAGGGACAUAGAGAAAGAGGUUGCAGGAAAUCCAGAUUAUUCAAUGUACAACCUAUCUCUGAGAGAAGACUGGACAACAUCCAAUAACUUCUGGAAUUCCUCCAUAGGCGAUGUAUCAUCCAAUGAAUACACGGGCACUGAGGUUAAAGUGAAUGGAUAUGGAAAGAAGCUUGUAAAUGGGACUUGUCCAUCAGAAGCACCGAAAUUUAAGGACAGUGUAUAAAUAGUGUAUUAUUUUUCAAAGUAGUUAGUUUUAUCUUUGUGUACUUAGAAUUCAGGUCUUUCUCUUUUGAUCAAGCUAGAUAAGAUAUUCAAUGUUUUCUAUAAUCUUGAAAUUAUUUAUUUAUAAUAUUAAUUUACAAAAAUUUUUUAUCAUUGUUGACAAUUAAUUGAAUCAUUUGCUUCAUUUUUCACAUUCUCUCCAGCUAAUAUUCAGUAGAAAAUUCAAGAAUAAAUUAAAACUCAGUGUAAUUUCAUAUUCUAGGAAGAAUACAAUAUUUUUGAAAAUUAAUAUUUUCAUAAUGAUUUAAUGAAUAUGUACCUGCUAAAUGUGUUAAGCCCAUUUUUCCUGACAUUGAAUUGUGAAGAUAUGCCACUGUAUUAUAAUUAAUAAAGUAUUAUCGAUGGAAAAAAAAA